AUGUUCGUUCGUUCAUCACUGCUGUGCCUGGUGCUGUCAGUCUGCACCCUCCGAUCUGUGCUGGGUUGCAGGUGGAUUAAACACAAGUUCCAACAUCACCACAGAGUCUCUUUGGAUCUGAUUGAAAAAAUGGGAGAGAAAAUCAUCGAGGGCCAUAAAAACAAAUCCUCCAUCAACCCCAUUCCAUAUGAACUGAUCAACAGCUACAGGACAGUAGAGGCUGAGAAACAGAUUCUGUUUGUUAUUCAGACUUUGAUGGAGAUCACUGGUGUCUUUGAGGACGCUGACUCUGCACCCUGGGAUAAAAGCACAAUGGAGGAUUUCUCGAACAUCAUCCAUGAGCAGAUUGAUGGACUCCAAUUAUGUGGCGCUUUCAAAACGAAGAGGAAUAAAAAGUUACAUCUCUAUUUUAGAAGACUGAGGCAAAUGAUAGAGUUGAAGACGGAGGAUGCAGGUAAAGGCUGGGAGAUCAUCAGAGCUCGAGUCAUAAGCAUCCUGAAACAGCUGGAAUUUUUCUCCUUCUACACUCAUGGAUCUACAAAAUCUUAA
Triplophysa rosa is the source of this 549-nucleotide messenger RNA. RefSeq names its product interferon phi 4 (gene ifnphi4). Gene Ontology annotation, biological process: defense response; response to exogenous dsRNA. The transcript has 5 exons. Bases 1 to 549 code for a protein of 182 amino acids. NCBI's taxonomy places the organism in Eukaryota, Metazoa, Chordata, Actinopteri, Cypriniformes, Nemacheilidae. Gene Ontology annotation, molecular function: cytokine receptor binding. The record is from RefSeq and is a predicted model, not a curated record. Gene Ontology annotation, cellular component: extracellular region.